This is a messenger RNA of Triticum aestivum (bread wheat), 2263 nucleotides long. Its product is annotated as abscisic acid 8'-hydroxylase 3. The record is from RefSeq and is a predicted model, not a curated record. The coding region runs from base 162 to 1772 and encodes 536 amino acids. The transcript is spliced from 6 exons. Gene Ontology annotation, molecular function: iron ion binding; heme binding; (+)-abscisic acid 8'-hydroxylase activity. Gene Ontology annotation, biological process: sterol metabolic process. NCBI's taxonomy places the organism in Eukaryota, Viridiplantae, Streptophyta, Magnoliopsida, Poales, Poaceae.
GAAAGAUCCACCGAAGAUUUUUCUCCUCACUCUCCUCGACCUCACAGCUCUCCGUCUCCCGAUCUCCUCUGCCAGCAGCGCAGAUUUACAGACACAAGCUAGCACACAGCAAGCUCAGAGCACCUCGCUGGUCUAAGUGAUCCUUCUCAAGGAUCAUUUGGAUGGCCUUCUUCCUCCUCCUCCUGUGCAUCCUCAUUUCUGUGGCCAUCGUGUCCUACGCCCACCACGUAAUCCGGCGGCAACGCCGGGGCCCGCAGGGCAGCGCUCGUGGCCGCCAUGAGAAAGCCGCCCUCAAGCUGCCCCCUGGCUCCAUGGGCCUGCCUUACAUCGGCGAGACCCUCCAGCUCUACUCCCAGGACCCCAGCGUCUUCCUCUCCUCCAAGCAGAAGCGGUACGGCGAGAUCUUCAAGACGCACCUCCUCGGCUGCCCGUGCGUGAUGCUGGCGAGCCCGGAGGCGGCGCGCUUCGUGCUGGUGUCGCGGGCGCACCUCUUCAAGCCGACGUACCCGCGGAGCAAGGAGCGCCUCAUCGGCCCCUCGGCGCUCUUCUUCCACCAGGGCGACUACCACCUCCGCCUCCGCAGGCUCGUCCAGGGCCCGCUCGGCCCCGAGGCCCUGCGCAAGCUCGUGCCGGACAUCGAGGACGCCGUGCGGUCCACGCUCGCGGCCUGGGCGGACGGCGACGCCGCCAGCACUUUCCACGCCAUGAAGAGGCUCUCGUUCGACGUCGGCAUCGUGACGAUCUUCGGCGGGCGGCUGGACGAGCGGCGGAAGGAGGAGCUGAGGCGGAACUACGCCGUCGUGGAGAAAGGCUACAACUCCUUCCCCAACGGCUUCCCCGGGACGCUAUACUACAAGGCGAUCCAGGCGAGGCGGCGGCUGAACGGCGUGCUGAGCGACAUCCUGCACGAGCGGAGGGAGCGUGGGGAGCCCGGCGACGACCUGCUCGGCUGCCUCAUGCGGUCACGGGCAGGCGGCGGCGACGACGACGACGAGGAGGAGGGCGCGCUGCUGACGGACGAGCAGGUCGCCGACAACGUCAUCGGCGUGCUGUUCGCGGCGCAGGACACGACGGCCAGCGUGCUCACCUGGAUCGUCAAGUACCUCCACGACCGGCCGAAGCUGCUGGAGGCCGUCCGGGCGGAGCACGCGGCGAUCCACGAGGCCAACGACGGCGGGAGGCGGCCGCUGACAUGGGCGCAGACGAGGAGCAUGACGCUGACGCACAGGGUGAUUUUGGAGAGCCUGAGGAUGGCGAGCAUCAUCUCCUUCACGUUCAGGGAGGCCGUGGCCGACGUGGAGUACAAAGGGUUUCUUAUCCCCAAGGGGUGGAAGGUGAUGCCGCUAUUCAGGAACAUCCAUCACAGCCCGGACUACUUCCAGGAUCCACAGAAGUUCGACCCUUCGAGAUUCAAGGUGGCGCCGCGGCCGAGCACCUUCACGCCGUUCGGGAGCGGGGUGCACGCGUGCCCCGGGAACGAGCUGGCCAAGCUCGAGAUGCUGGUGCUCAUCCACCACCUCGUCACCGGCUACAGGUGCGUGCCCCCCUCUCCACACAGAUCCUCGAUAUAUCGCCGUUUGUCCGUGCGGACAGGAACGUCCCAUGGCUGGCUGGUGCAGUGGCGCCAAUUCACCGGGCCACCCUUCGCCUGGCGCCCAGUUCCACGGCACGCAUACUCCAACCAUGCACCGAUCGUGUCAUGUCAUGCCAUGAAAGCCCGGGUGGUCCAUGGCUGCCCGCCCUGCCUUGCACGUAGAGGCGCCUGCCUAUGAGCUGUGCUGCCACUGAUCACUCGCUGCCAUGGCGACAGCUGUGGAGUUGUACGUGUGCUAGAUUUAGGUAGGAAUGGGGGUGAUGAUUGAUGCGUGUUGGUGCUUGGUUUUUGCAGGUGGGAGGUUGUUGGAUCGAGCGACGACGUCGAGUACAGCCCAUUCCCUGUUCCCCGCCAUGGCCUACUCGCCAGGUUACGGCGGGAUGACAGCGUCUGCGUGGGUAGGAAGGGGUGCCCGACUGAUGACGACUACGACGACGAAGACGAAGUGAUAGUGUGAUUAGUCAACGUAGAUAGCUAGAGGGCUCUUUUCUCCCUUUUUGUUGUUGUUGCUAUUGUUGUGGCAUUCUUCUCUAUGAAAAUCAUUAGAGAAGAAACAACAGCAUGUUACUACUUUUUAGGAGGACGAUGAUCAUGUACCAUAGUGCUUAUGUUGUCAAUGAUGUAUUGUCAUUGAUACGCACAUAAAAUGACGCUUCCUUUUUUUCGAAA